This is a messenger RNA of Colletotrichum truncatum, 768 nucleotides long. RefSeq names its product methyltransferase type 12. The record is from RefSeq and is a predicted model, not a curated record. NCBI's taxonomy places the organism in Eukaryota, Fungi, Ascomycota, Sordariomycetes, Glomerellales, Glomerellaceae.
AUGGCGCUGAAAGAUACGUCCGCAGGUGCGGCCGUCUACUUUCCCAUAUUUCUCCGUUAUAUUUAUGACCCUCUUGUUCUUGGGCUCUAUUGUCCAUAUGCCUGGCAAAUUUCGUCGAAGCGUUUGCGAAAGUUCUUUAACGACCACAUAAUCAAUGCCACUUCUCGGUCCCUAUCUCGCGACUCACAGCGGCAUCGCAAAGAGUUAAUACCUGGUGCUGCCUCUCCUCGCAUGCUCGAUAUCGGUGUUGGUACUGGCUACUUCCUGAAAUAUGCUCCCAUUUCAGAAGGAGCUGAAGUUGUUCUUGUUGACCUGAAUCCUUCUGCUCUGCAAGCUGCUUCAUCGCGGACACUACAGGCGCACCCACAAGUCACCUGCAAGACCUCAGUUGCGGACUUUUUGGACCCUUCAGCAAAAGGCCUUUCUUGUGAGGAUUUAGGAGGUGGCAGGUUCGAUGCUAUUUCUGUAAUGCUACUGCUUCACUGUGUUCCAGGUCCUCCAGCACGCAAAGGAGAGGCUUUAGUCCGACUUAAAAGUCUGCUGGCAUCUGAUGGCGUGCUCUUUGGAGCAACAAUUCUUGGCAGAGGUGUCAAACACAAUUUUAUGGGGAGAGUCAUCAUGUUUUGGCACAACCUUUGGGGGGUUUUCGGAAAUGAUGAUGAUGAUGUUGAGAGCUUCAUCGGACCUUUGCGGAAUGCCUUCGAAGAUGUCAGGUGGACAGUUUGUGGAACUAUGCUACUUUUCGAAGCGACGAAGCCCAAAGACUGA